UUGGAACACCUGAUUAUGGUCCACCAAGGUCUAGAACGCCUGAUUGUAGUCUACCAAAAUCUAGAAUACCUGAACAUGGUCCACCGAGAGUUGGAACACCUGAUUUUGGCCUUCCGAGAAUUGGAACAUCAGACUAUGGUCCACCAAGAAUUGGUACACCUGAUUAUGGUCCACCAAGGAGUGGUACACCUGAUUUUGGUCCGUCAAGAAAUGGUACACUUACUUAUGGUCCGUCAAGAACUGGUACACUUGAUUAUGGACCACCUAGGGUUGGAACACCUGGUUAUGGACCACCUAGGGUUGGAACACCUGGUUAUGGUCCGCCACGUGGUGGAACACCUGGUUAUGGUCCGCCACGUGGUGGAAUACCUGGUUAUGGUCCACCGAGAGUUGGAACACCUGGUUAUGGUCCACCGAGAGUUGGAACUCCCAAUUUGGUUCCAUCGAGAGUUGGAACUCCCGGUUAUGGUCCACCGAGGACCGGAACACCUGAUUGUGGUCCACCGAGAACUAAAACACCUGAUCAUGGUCCAUCAUGA
Messenger RNA from Racocetra persica, 539 nucleotides. NCBI's taxonomy places the organism in Eukaryota, Fungi, Glomeromycota, Glomeromycetes, Diversisporales, Gigasporaceae. The record is from the annotation of a GenBank genome assembly.